AUGAUAACAUCUUGCCAGCUGGAAACCCCUCGACAUGAGCUUGCGCCUGACUUCUCGCGCCUAUGGUGGCAGUGUCAGGCCCAGGGCGGGAGCAAGAAGAUGUGCGACGCAGUGCUGGCAAACUCGGUGAAAGCUGUUGUGCAGCAGCUCGCACCCGCACACCCCGGACAUGGCAAAGUCUCGAGCAGGACGUUCCAAUCCGCCAUCACUGCUCGCAGUAGUAGCCUCCUAUGUCAGGCUGCACAGAGCGCCUCUUCGUAUUGGCAUACUCUAGCAAUGGUCGAUCUUGGCUCGUGGGGCGAGUUCGCCUUGCGGACGUGGGUCAACAUCAACCCUUCGACACAAUGGGCCAACCGACAGGUCGAGCCAUUUCGAGGUCUUCCCUUCGGCACCUUUCUGCAUACAGCCCGCCCUCGCAGACAGAGAAGACUCACUGGCCCGCUGGAUGCGACGCAGCACUCCCUGUGGCAUAGGCUGCAGAUCUUGUCGUCCUUGGAGCCGGAACAGCAGACGAGUCAUCAGUCGCAAAGCGCAUUCCUCACGAAGCUGCCAUAUGAUGUCCGAUUGAUGAUCUAUGAAAUGGUCAUUGGCGGCAAUGUCCUGCACCUUGAAGCCCAGAAUCAGAAGGCCCGAAUCCUGCACAACAUCUGCAAGCAUCCUGACGAGAUCAACAAUGUCGGCAUGCAUCAGCACUGCUCGAACUUAUCGACCGUCAGCCCAUCCGCUGCUCCACGAGAGGACUACCCACACGCGACAGGCUUGCUACCGCUUUUGGUCACCUGCCGACGAGUCUAUUCUGAAGCCAUCGACACGCUGUACAACGCGAACACUUUCCAGUUCACCCAGAACUUUGCUGCCUUCACGUUCUUGAAGUUCAUGCUUCCAGAGCAGCGCAUGGCCAGCUUCCGACACUUCCGCCUGCAUCUUCGGGUCCCACGGCACCCAGCUCUGAAUAAUCGCGCCUUGAGGGACUGGCAGGACUUGUGGGCCUUUUUCCGGGAUGAGAUGACUGGCCUCCUAAGUCUAUACCUACAAAUACAAAUGCUCCAGCCGAUGGAAGAGCAGAUUCAGUCUACCAGCGACAACGAUGCCGCCGGUUGGAUUGCGCCGAUGGUCAUCAUGUCGAUGGACGCCUAUCAGAAGCGCGGAUGUCGCGUGAUCGUCCAGAUCCGCGAUCAACGGCAUGAACCUGCGGCAAUGUUCCUCGACAUCACCCGCUCGAACACUGGCGCAAGCAUGGAGCAGGUACUUCGAUUGACUUGCGCAGCGCUUCACGAGAGGAUUCGCAUCUCGCUUGGCUGA
Messenger RNA from Fulvia fulva, 1302 nucleotides. RefSeq lists its product as uncharacterized. Lineage: Eukaryota; Fungi; Ascomycota; Dothideomycetes; Mycosphaerellales; Mycosphaerellaceae. The record is from RefSeq and is a predicted model, not a curated record. Bases 1 to 1302 code for a protein of 433 amino acids. The transcript is spliced from 2 exons.